Molecule: messenger RNA, 4339 nt
Organism: Uranotaenia lowii
Lineage: Eukaryota; Metazoa; Arthropoda; Insecta; Diptera; Culicidae
Gene: ry
Product: xanthine dehydrogenase
Exons: 6
Coding region: 209-4231 (1340 amino acids)
Molecular function (GO): FAD binding; xanthine dehydrogenase activity; 2 iron, 2 sulfur cluster binding
Source: RefSeq, a predicted model, not a curated record
UCUCCGAAACGCUCGAUCAGUGCGGUCAAACUUGUUUGUCCUUCCCGUGGAGUACCCCACGGGCUUGUUUUUAUUGAUAACUACCAAUCUAUUCAAAAUAGCCGACAAGUUUCCAACGAGUGUAUGCUCCUGUAUCAGUUCCAGAAGACGUAGCUGUGCCGUUUAAAGAAUCGUAAUUCGGUGAUUUCCCAAAUCAAAAACAACGAUCAUGGAUGAUAUUUUAAAUCACUUCAACGAUAGUCAACCUUUGGUGUUUUUCGUCAAUGGCAAAAAAGUCACCGAAAGCAGCCCAGAUCCCGACUGUACCCUGUUGGUGUACCUGCGAGAUAAGCUGGGCCUAGUGGGAACCAAACUGGGCUGUGCUGAGGGAGGUUGCGGAGCGUGUACGGUCAUGGUUUCCAAAAUCGAUCGAACGACCAAGCGAGUGUCGAAUGUGGCAGUUAAUGCCUGCCUUACGCCGGUUUGUGCGGUUCAUGGCAUGGCCGUUACCACAGUUGAAGGUAUCGGAAGUACCAGAACUCGGCUGCAUCCGGUACAGGAACGGAUUGCCAAGGCACAUGGUUCCCAGUGUGGUUUCUGUACCCCGGGAAUUGUGAUGUCAAUGUACGCCCUGUUGCGUGAAUCUCCGUCGCCCUCGAUGAAGGAACUGGAAAUAGCGUUUCAGGGGAAUCUGUGCCGGUGCACGGGGUACAGACCGAUCAUCGAAGGCUACAAAACGUUUACUAAAGAGUACGGUACCUGUGCAAUGGGUGAUAAAUGUUGCAAAAAUCAAAACGGAGCUUCCAAUGGGUGCGGUGUAGAAGUCGAUGAUAAACUGUUUGAAGUAAGCGAGUUCACGCCGUACGAUCCUACGCAGGAGCCAAUUUUCCCACCAGAACUGAAACUAUCGAACGCAUUAGAUACGGGGGCAUUGGUUUUUCGAUCUGGGACGACCAGCUGGUAUAGACCGACGGAACUGAAACACCUGUUGGCGUUGAAGAAGCGAUAUCCUACGAUGAAAAUUAUUGUCGGCAAUACGGAAGUUGGGGUUGAGGUGAAAUUCAAACAUUUCGAGUACCCUGUGCUCGCCACACCAAUCCAGAUUUCGGAAAUGAAUCGCAUAGACAAGUUGGACGAUGGUAUUCGCUUUGGGGCUUCCGUAACUCUGGUAGAAAUGGAAAAAGUUUUGAAGGACGAAAUCCAAGUACGACCUGAGCAUGAGACACGAUUGUAUCGGGCAAUCGUCAAUAUGCUGCACUGGUUCGCUGGCAAACAGAUUAGGAACGUGGCAGCUGUGGGUGGUAACAUAAUGACGGGAAGCCCAAUUUCGGAUUUGAAUCCAAUUUUUAUGGCAGCUGGAAUCGAGUUAGAGGUAGCUAGUUUGGACAAAGGAACACGUAAAGUACGCAUGGGUGAUGGAUUCUUCACCGGGUAUCGUCGAAACGUGAUUCUACCGGAAGAGGUUCUCGUUUCGUUGGUCAUUCCAAAAACCAACAAGGACUACCACUUCGUGGCCUACAAGCAAGCGAAGAGACGCGACGAUGACAUAGCAAUUGUGAAUGGGGCAUUUAAAAUAGUUUUCGAACCUAACAUGGACAUCGUGAAAGAAAUUCAUCUUGCCUAUGGUGGUUUGGCUCCCACAACUAUUUUAGCUAAGAAAACAGCCUUGGCUAUGGUUGGCCAAAAAUGGGAUAAGAACCUUAUUGAAUCAGUAAACGAUCUGUUGGUCGCUGAGAUUCCCUUGGACCCAAGUGCACCGGGAGGAAUGAUUUUGUAUCGCCGAUCGCUGAGCUUAAGUUUGUUCUUCAAAACAUUCAUCAGCGUGAGUAAUGCGCUCGCUUCGACUAUAUCUUCUCAUAAACCGAUAGACGAACGUCAAAGAAGUGGCGCUGAUACUUUCCACACAUUGCCUCCCAAAAGCGCUCAACUGUUCGAGAAGGUUUCUUCAGCGCAGCCGAUCACGGAUCCGAUUCGUCGACCGAAAGUUCACGCAUCGGCAUUCAAGCAAGUUACCGGAGAAGCUGUGUAUUGCGAUGAUAUUCCAAAGUAUAAAAACGAGCUGUACCUAGCAGUUGUUACCAGUAGCAGGGCUCAUGCAAAAAUUUUAGAGAUGGAUACAACGGAAGCACUCGCUAUGGACGGAGUUCAUAGAUUUUUCACCGCAGCUGAUCUUACUGAGGAACAGAAUCAAUGUGGUCCCGUAUUUCACGAUGAAUACGUUUUCUACAAAGACAUCGUUACCAGUCAGGGACAGAUUAUCGGGGCAAUCGUUGCCGAUAAUCAAAUGACAGCUCAGAAAGCAGCAAGAAAAGUUAAAGUUACAUACGAAGAUUUAUCACCUAUUGUUAUAACGAUCGAAGAUGCCAUCAGUAAGGAAUCGUUCUAUCCGGGUUAUCCCAAAACGAUUGAACAAGGGGACAUUGAAAAGGGUUUCAAACAGGCUCAUCGGAUCAUCGAAGGUGACUGCCGCUUGGGUGGACAAGAGCACUUCUAUCUGGAAACUCAGGCCUGCGUUGCCGUUCCAAAGGAUUCGGAUGAGAUUGAGGUUUUCAGUUCGUCACAACAUCCGACGGAAAUUCAGCAGCACGUGGCACAUGCCUUAGGUAUCGCUUCCUGCAAGGUUGUUUCGAGGGUCAAGCGAUUGGGAGGUGGAUUCGGUGGCAAAGAAUCACGCGCAGCUAUGCUAGCAGUUCCGGUUGCUUUGGCGGCUUACAAACUCCACCGUCCGGUGCGCUGCAUGUUGGAUCGGGAUGAAGAUAUGGCCAUCAGCGGAACACGCCAUCCGUUUUAUUUUACCUACAAGGUUGGUGUCAGCAAGGAAGGUCAACUGUUGGCCGCCGAUUUCAAAGCUUACAACAAUGCGGGAUAUUCGAUGGAUUUGUCUUUUUCGGUGUUGGAGCGUUCUAUGUUCCACAUUCAGAACGCUUACAAGAUACCGAAUCUGCGCGUUCGAGGAUGGGUUUGCAAGACCAAUCUUCCAUCGAAUACGGCAUUCCGAGGAUUCGGUGGUCCCCAGGGGAUGCUGGCGGCCGAAACAAUGAUGCAUCACGUGGCCCGUGCGCUGGGUCGAGAUUACGUGAAGCUCGCCGAGCUGAAUAUGUACAACGAAGGCGACAAAACGCACUACAACGAGGUCAUUGAGAAUUGCAAUGUUCGCAAAUGCUGGACGGAGGUGAUCAAAUCGUCGGACUUUGAGAACCGUCGAGUCGAAGUGGAGCAGUUCAAUGCUGAGCACCGUUGGAGAAAACGCGGCAUCAGCGUGGUGCCGACCAUGUUCGGUAUUGCCUUUACUGCGGUACAUCUGAACCAGUCCGGUGCGCUCAUUCAUGUUUACCAGGAUGGUGCGGUACUGUUGUCGCAUGGGGGAACCGAAAUGGGCCAAGGCCUGCAUACCAAAAUGAUACAGGUAGCGGCCACGACGCUCAAUAUACCCUUCGAAAUGAUACACAUUUCAGAAACCUCAACGGAUAAGGUUCCCAAUACUCCACCGACCGCUGCCAGUGCCGGUUCGGAUCUGAACGGAAUGGCUGUACUCAAUGCGUGUAAAAUCAUCAACGAACGGCUGGAACCGUACAAAAAGCAAUACCCUGAUAAGGACUGGAAGUUUUGGGUUACCAAAGCAUAUUUUGAUCGCGUUUCCUUAUCAACAACUGGUUUCUACGCUACGCCUGGUAUCGGAUAUGAUUUCGGUACAAACUCUGGAAAUCCGUUCAACUAUUUCACAUUUGGAGCAGCUUGUUCAGAAAUAGAAAUUGAUUGCUUAACUGGCGAUCAUCAGGUUAUUCGAACGGAUAUUGUGAUGGAUUUGGGAUCUAGUAUCAACCCGGCAAUCGAUAUCGGGCAAAUAGAAGGAGGAUUCAUGCAAGGUUAUGGACUAUUUACCUUAGAAGAAAUGGUUUAUUCCCCAACGGGUACGGUGUACUCCCGGGGCCCUGGUGUCUACAAGAUACCUGGAUUCGCAGACAUUCCUGGAGUGUUUAACGUUUCGCUUCUGACGGGAGCCCCUAAUCCUCGAGCGGUUUACUCUUCGAAGGCUGUUGGUGAGCCACCUCUAUUUCUGGCAUCUUCAGUGUUCUUCGCCAUUCGCGAAGCUAUAUCGGCAGCUAGGAAAGAAGAGAACGCUUCGGACGACUUCAAUCUGGUUUCACCAGCGACAUCCGCCCGGAUUCGUUUAGCUUGUCAGGAUAGAAUAACCCUUAAGUUUACGGAACCAGAUCCAGCAACUUUUACACCCUGGAACGUGAUGCCUUAGACAACAAGAUAACAGAGUGAAGUUACUUUAUACGAUUUCAAAAAGACUUGAUUUGAGAUUUCAUUAAAAUUAUCAUAAAAAUGGUAAUGUAUGUUUCAAAUUCUUUAA